Messenger RNA from Polyodon spathula (Mississippi paddlefish), 2953 nucleotides. RefSeq names its product WD repeat-containing protein 48. Bases 25 to 2058 code for a protein of 677 amino acids. The transcript is spliced from 19 exons. The record is from RefSeq and is a predicted model, not a curated record. Gene Ontology annotation, biological process: protein deubiquitination; double-strand break repair via homologous recombination. Gene Ontology annotation, molecular function: ubiquitin binding. Lineage: Eukaryota; Metazoa; Chordata; Actinopteri; Acipenseriformes; Polyodontidae.
GACGUCGCGCUGUCAACAUGUAAGAUGGCGGCUCAUCACAGGCAGAAUGCAGCUGGGCGCAGGAAAGUCCAGGUGUCCUAUGUAAUACGGGAUGAAGUAGAGAAAUACAAUCGCAAUGGGGUGAACGCACUGCAGCUGGACCCCACAUUGAACCGGCUGUUCACUGCCGGCCGAGACUCCAUCAUCAGAAUCUGGAGUGUGAACCAGCACAAGCAAGACCCCUACAUAGCAUCAAUGGAGCAUCACACAGACUGGGUCAAUGACAUCGUACUUUGUUGUAAUGGAAAGACUUUAAUAUCCGCUUCCUCAGACACCACUGUCAAAGUCUGGAAUGCACACAAAGGAUUUUGCAUGUCAACACUGCGGACACACAAGGACUAUGUGAAAGCGCUGGCAUAUGCAAAGGAUAAAGAGGUGGUGGCAUCAGCAGGGCUGGACAGACAGAUAUUCCUUUGGGAUGUAAAUACCCUCACAGCACUGACUGCCUCAAACAACACGGUCACCACUUCCUCCCUGAGUGGGAACAAGGACUCCAUCUACAGUCUUGCCAUGAAUCAGAUGGGAACAGUAAUUGUUUCCGGGUCCACAGAGAAGGUUCUGCGAGUGUGGGACCCACGGACCUGUGCAAAGCUAAUGAAGCUGAAAGGACACACAGACAAUGUAAAGUCUUUGUUAUUAAACAGAGAUGGAACACAGUGUUUAUCAGGCAGCUCCGAUGGGACAAUCCGCCUGUGGUCCCUGGGCCAGCAGAGAUGUAUAGCCACAUACAGAGUCCACGAUGAAGGGGUCUGGGCUCUGCAAGUGAACGAGGCUUUCACCCACGUUUACUCAGGAGGACGGGACAGAAAGAUCUACUGCACAGACCUGCGCAAUCCAGACAUCAGGGUGCUCAUCUGCGAGGAAAAGGCACCGGUUCUGAAGAUGGAACUGGACAGAUCUGCAGACCCCCCUCCAGCUCUCUGGGUGUCCACCACAAAGUCCUCCGUAAACAAAUGGUCCCUGAAAGGUAUUCACAAUUUCCGAACAUCUGGUGAAUAUGAUAAUGACUGUAGCGCUCCCCUGACACCCCUGUGCACACAACCUGAACAAGUGAUCAAAGGGGGAGCUAGUAUUAUUCAGUGCCACAUCCUGAAUGAUAAGAGACACAUACUUACCAAGGACACCAACAACAAUGUGGCAUAUUGGGAUGUACUUAAGGCCUGCAAGGGAGAAGAUCUGGGAAAGAUAGAAUUUGAUGAAGAAAUUAAAAAACGGUUCAAAAUGGUAUAUGUGCCAAACUGGUUCUCAGUAGACCUGAAAACUGGGAUGCUGACGAUCACUUUGGAUGAGAGCGACUGUUUUGCUGCCUGGGUGUCUGCUAAGGAUGCUGGGUUUACCAGUCCAGAUGGUUCAGAUCCCAAACUAAACCUGGGUGGGCUGUUGCUUCAAGCUCUGUUGGAAUACUGGCCAAGAACACAUAUCAGCCAAGUGGAUGAAGAAGAAAGUGAAGUAAACCACGUUAACGGUGAGCAGGAGCCUCGAAUACAGAAAGGAAAUGGGUAUUUCCAGGUGCCGCCCCACACGCCGGUCAUCUUUGGUGAAGCAGGGGGGAGAACUCUGUUCAGAUUACUGUGUCGAGAUUCAGGGGGUGAAACAGAGUCCAUGCUUCUCAACGAGACUGUUCCGCAAUGGGUUAUUGACAUCACUGUGGAUAAAAACAUGCCUAAAUUCAACAAAAUCCCUUUCUACCUCCAACCUCAUUCCUCUUCAGGAGCGAAGACAUUAAAGAAGGAUCGAUUAUCAGCUAGCGACAUGCUGCAGGUCAGGAAGGUGAUGGAACACGUGUACGAGAAGAUUAUCAACCUGGACAACGAGUCCCAGAUAACCAGCGCCUCCAAUAACGAAAAGCCUGGAGAGCAGGAGAAGGAGGAGGACAUCGCCAUGCUGGCAGAGGAGAAGAUUGAGCUGCUGUGUCAGGACCAGGUUUUGGAUCCAAACAUGGACUUGAGAACAGUGAAGCAUUUCAUCUGGAAGAGUGGCGGAGACCUGACCCUCCAUUACCGACAGAAAUCUACGUGAAUCAAGAAGGGCCAGGAGUUCCAACACCUGCUCAUCCCCAUCAGCCACCACCAGCCUGUACUGUUAAUUAGCGUAGCGGUUUCCAGCACCGCCGAAGCCCCACACAACCCUGUGUUAGCUGCGUGCUUCAAUGAGCAGCCCUGUACAGACCAUUUCUAACUAUCAAAAAGAGGAAGUCCCUUCAUGCUGUAACAUAGGAACAUUACAGGGUAUAUAAUGACAUUUGAAAUCACUGCUGUCUGAAUCAGGACAGAGAAAAUAAGAAGGGGGGGUUGUGCUGUGUACAGUGGAUGGAUUAAAGAAUAUUUUCCAGGACAACCCUUUUUUUCUUUUUGAAUUCCUAGUUUGCUGUCUUGUUUAGAAGGAUAGAGCGUUUGAUUUUAUUAAUAUUGUUUGCAAGGCUCCGUGUUGAUCGCUUGUACACGUCAGCGUUCGCGUUGUGAUUGAUCGGUAAGCGCACGCUUUCGUGUUACGCUCUGGUUUUUGCAGUACAUUCCAGGACACAGUACUUGUUUCUAACAUCGUGUUCCACUCCCUGUUUGUGUCUCUUCAUAUCUGUGAGCGAGUGAAGGAUGGGGACAUUCAGUAACAGGAAAAAGAAAACAAUCCCAACACGUUCUUUUAUCGGAUACAAGUAACGAUGGGCAACGACCUGGCAUGUAUCACUCCACCUCAUCAUUACUAUUGAAAUGCAUUCAUUCACUGUAGCAAGAACUGUAAAACAACCCCUUAAGCAUUGUAGACGGGAGAGACCGGACCUUCUUCGCACACAACUUCUAUGGCUUGCACUUUCUUUUACAAGAUAAAGCCACAUAGACCUAUUGUUUUCUUUUUGUAAAUGAUCUGUACAUGAAAACCAAACUUUUUUUUUUUUAAAGAGACAAAUACAAGUAAA